AUGGCCAUCCUCGACGUCAACAAGGAUCUUGCUGCUCUCUUUGAGCUGCAGGCAAAAGCCACGCCAGAUGCAGUGGCUCUUGAGGACGAGACUCGCACUCUCACCUACGCUGAGCUGGACCAAGAGACGCAGAGCCUCGCUGACCGUCUGCGUCGUGAAUAUGGAGUCGGCAGAGACCACCUCGUUGGCAUUCUCAUGAACCGGAGCGCCGAUUAUGUCGUGGCUUCCUUGGCUGCACUUCGUGCGGGUGGUGCUUUCUUGGUGCUGGAGCUUGCGUAUCCUUCUGGGCUUCUGCGCGAUGUCAUUGAGGAUGCGAAGCCAACAGUAGUCAUCACGCAAACAGAGCACGUCAACCACAUCAAAGCCGAUGUGCCCAUCAUCGCCUACGACGAUGCCACCAAGCCAACGGCCAAUGGUCACGCUGACUCGGAGCUCCCUCCGCUGCCCGCCAGCGAUGAUCUGGAGCGCCUCGCCUUCGUGUCAUAUUCCUCUGGUACGACCGGCCAGCCCAAGGGUAUUGCCAACCCUCACAGAGCUGCAGUGCGCUCUUACGACCUGAGAUUCGGCCUCAGCGACCUUCAACCGGGUGACCGGGUUGCCUGCAACGUCUUCUUCGUUUGGGAGAUGCUUCGCCCUCUUCUGCGCGGUGCGACUGUCUUCGCUAUCCCAGACUGUGCCAGUUACGAUCCCACGGCUCUUGUUAGUCUGCUUGAGUCGCGGCGCAUCACAGACACGCUCAUGACACCCACAUUAUUGGCAACUGUUCUGUCCCGUUACCCACAUCUGGGCGAGCGAUGUACCGAAUUGCGAUCUCUCUGGCUCAACGGUGAGGUUGUCACGACCGACCUUUGUCGUAGAGCCAUGAAGGCCUUGCCCAAGACCAAACUACUCAACGUCUACAGCGCCAGCGAAACCCACGAGGUUGCUGCUGGCGAUAUCAGCACCUUCAUCGACUUUGAGGCCCGCGUCUGCCCAGUGGGCCCGCCGAUGGAUCCCGAGCACAUCUACAUCAUGGAUGAGGAUGGCAACAGAGUCGGCAACAACGUUAGUGGUGAACUCUACGUCGGUGGCGAUCUCCUUGCUCGCGGAUAUCUCAACCUCCCAGAGACAACACUUAAGGCAUUCCACCCGGAUCCUUUUGACAAGAAGAAGGGUGCCCGCAUGUACCGGACAGGAGACCUUGCCCGCGUGCUUCCCAAUGGUCUCCUUGAGAUCACUGGCAGAGCAGGUGGUAUGAUCAAGACUCGUGGGUACACCGUUCAGCCCGGUGCUGUUGAGAAUGCUGUGGUCAAGCACCUGGCCGUACGCGACUGCGCAGUAUCGUCUCACGGCGAUGGCCUUGAGAGACAGUUGGUUGCCUACGUUGUGCGCGACAAUGAGGACAAGAGAGGUCGCGCCGAUGUUGUCAUCGAUGAGUCUGGUUACAGCCCGGCUUCGAGACGUGUACUCUCUGAGCACCUUGCUCUCUACAUGAUCCCCACCUUUUGGGUUGAACUAGACCAGCUUCCUACCCACGGAGUCUCUGGCAAGGUCGAUCUCAAGGCUCUUCCCCCACCCCCUUCCCCGAAGGUUGCCGUCAACGGCGAGAAGGAGCAGAACACCAAAGUCAAGCUUGAGACUGUUAAGAAGCUCUGGGCCGCCUCCCUCAAUAUGCCCGCCACUGCCAUCACAGAGGAGCACAACUUCUUUGACAUCGGUGGCCACUCCCUUGUCCUCGCCGAUCUUGCCAAUCGAUUCACCAAAGAGUUUGGCUUCCCCGUUCCUCUGGCUCCUCUUGCCGGUUAUCCAACUCUGGAGGGUCACUUGAAAGCCAUUCGUGAUGCUCGCGAUGGACACACCGCAGCAGUGCAGGCUGAUUUGCCUGCUGUCCUCCGGGCAGACUGCGUUCUCCCUGACGACAUCAAGUCCAACGGUACACCUAUGCGCAAGCUGAAUGACGCUGACACUGUGCUCCUCACUGGUGCAACUGGAUACCUUGGAGCUUUCCUGCUCAAGCAGCUCAUUGAGACUACCACGGCACACAUCAUCUGUCUGGUUCGUUUCACAGACCCAACAGAGGAGUCUGCACCUGCUGGUAUGGCCAGAGUGCGAAAGAACCUGAUCGAUCUUGGCAUCUGGGACGACUCCAUGCUUGACAGAAUGGAAAUUCUGCCCGGAAACUUGUCUCGAGAACAUCUCGGUCUCUCCCCUGAGAUUCACGAUGAGCUGGUGUCACGAAUUGAAGUCAUCAUUCACGCGGCCGCAACUGUCAACCUGGUUUAUCCUUACGCAGCCCUGAGAAGCCCCAACGUCGGAGGCACCAGGGAAAUCUUGCGCCUGGCGUCGAAGAGCGGCGCCACUCUACACCACGUGUCUACCAAUGGCGUCCUGACACCAUCUUAUGCGGGUUGGGGCGAAGACGCGAUGGUCGACAUCGACGACGUUCCUGAGAAGCUUAUUGACGGAUACGGACAGACCAAGUGGGUUGCCGAGAAACUGGUCUACGAAGCUGCUCGCCGCGGUAUGCCUUGUAAGGUCUAUCGUCCGGGCACAAUCAGUGGUCACAGCAAGACAGGCUCCACCAAUGCCUGGGAUCUGCUGAACGCCCUGAUUGUUGAGUCUCUGCACCUCAAGACCGCACCAGGCAUCGACAACUGGUUCGCAGAGAUGACGCCCGUCGACUUUGUGAGUGCGGCUAUCACCACGCUCGCGAACCACAGCGAUUCCGACCAGCUUGUGUACCACCUCGGUGACCCGAAUCCGGUCUCUGCCAGCUACAUCUUCGAUACUCUCAAGGAGCUUGGAUACUCUACAACUAAGAUUCCUUGGGAUGACUGGGUUGAGCUCUGGACCAAGAAGAGAGGUUUCGGUACGGCUGGUGACGUGCCGUUCACUGUCGACAUUCUUCGAGGCGGUAUGCCUACUGCCGAAACUUUGCAGGCCGUUACUGUCCUCAAGGACGAUGCUACUGCGCCUGUACUGACCAAGUACGGGCUGGAUCGCCCCAAGAUUGACAGCCACUUGCUGGAGACGUACACUCGUCACUUCUGCGCCAGAGGCUGGCUUUCAAGGCCUCCGCGCCGGGCUGGUGUCAAUGGUGUCACAUCCCGCGUCAACAAGGGUCGUCUUGCUGGCAAGGUUGCAGUUGUCACCGGAGCCUCGUCUGGUAUUGGUGCCGCCGUCGCGGCUGGCCUGGCUAGGGAAGGUGCCCAUGUCGCCAUCGCAGCGAGACGUACUGAAGCUUUGGAGGGUGUCAAGUCUAGGCUAGCCGGCACUGGAGGCAAGGUCCUCAUCCACAAGACGGAUGUUACCAAGAAGGAGGACGUCGAAUCGCUCAUGCGAACGGCGACGGAGAAGCUCGGCCCGAUCGACAUCCUCGUCAGCUGUGCUGGUGUGAUGUACUUCACCAUGAUGGCCAACAACCACACGGAAGAGUGGGAGCGCACGGUCGACGUCAACUGCAAGGGUCUCUUGCACUGCCUGUCAUCCACGGUGCCCGGCAUGCUUGGCCGUGGAAAGGGUCACAUUGUUGCCAUCUCGUCGGAUGCCGGCCGUAAGGUUUUCCCCGGUCUCGGCGUCUACUCGGCCAGCAAGUUCUUCGUGGAGGCUACCUUACAGAGCCUGCGUCUCGAGACCGCCGGAAGUGGUCUUCGCGUGACGGCUAUUCAGCCCGGAAACGUCGCGACCGAUCUCCUCGGCAUGUCGACGGAUGCCGAGGCCCUGAAGAAGUACGGCGAGCCUUCUGGGGCCAAGGUCCUGGAUGCAGAUGAUGUGGCCUCUUCGAUUGUUUACGCUGUUUGUCAGCCGGAGCACGUCGCUGUCAACGAGGUUCUCAUUGAGCCUCGGGAUGAGCCUAUUUAG
Colletotrichum karsti is the source of this 3840-nucleotide messenger RNA. Its product is annotated as nonribosomal peptide synthetase 10. NCBI's taxonomy places the organism in Eukaryota, Fungi, Ascomycota, Sordariomycetes, Glomerellales, Glomerellaceae. Gene Ontology annotation, molecular function: phosphopantetheine binding. The record is from RefSeq and is a predicted model, not a curated record. The transcript has a single exon. Bases 1 to 3840 code for a protein of 1279 amino acids.